Messenger RNA from Lottia gigantea (owl limpet), 567 nucleotides. RefSeq lists its product as hypothetical. NCBI's taxonomy places the organism in Eukaryota, Metazoa, Mollusca, Gastropoda, Lottiidae. The transcript is spliced from 5 exons. The record is from RefSeq and is a predicted model, not a curated record. Gene Ontology annotation, cellular component: membrane; endoplasmic reticulum. Bases 1 to 567 code for a protein of 188 amino acids.
AUGAGAUUAAUAGUAGCAGCUGUUAUCCUCACAUUGGCCAGUUUAUCAGCUGGUCAACAAGAAGACCCUGAAGCCAGAUUGUUAAUUUCCAAAAAUGUUUUAAAUAAUUUCUUAGUAGAAGGAAAAGACCUCACCGUAGAAUAUAAAAUAUUUAAUGUUGGAGGAGGACCAGCAUUAGAUGUUCAUCUGAAAGAUUCUAGCUUCCCAGCUGCUGAUUUUGAUGUUGUUAGAGGAAAUUUAGAUGUUACAUGGGAAAGAAUUGGACCAGGUGCCAAUGUAACCCAUGCAGUCAUUUUACAACCUACCAAAUAUGGUUAUUUUAAUUUUACAUCAGCAGAAGUAUCUUAUCAUUCAAAAGAAGAUAAAAAAGAACAGAGGUUUGGUUAUACCAGUGCCCCAGGCGAAGGUGGUAUUGUUAAUAGAAAAGAAUUUGAUAGAAGAUUCUCUCCCCAUGUUUUGGAUUGGUUAGUGUUUGCUGUUAUGACUUUACCUUCAUUAGGUAUUCCUUGUUUAUUAUGGUACAGCAGUAGCAGAAGAUUCGCAGUUCCACCAAAAAAACAUAAUUAA